AUGGCUCUCGCGGCCGCGCUGCUGGCCGCCGCCGCCGCUCUGCUGGCGUCGAGCGGCGCCCAGCUCGCCUGCCCACCGGCCGACCAGGCGUUCGAGCUGUGGACCGGAUACGUGUACAGCGCACCCGGGGACCUGCUCGACACGCGGCCGGGCACGCUCCUGCUGGACGAGUGCGUCCAACUGUGCGGCGAUAACGGCGCGUGCCGUGGACUCAACUACGAGACCGGACUCUGCGUGCUCUUCUCCUCCAGCGCGCCAUCCACCCGCUCCGAGUACCCGGUGUACACGCUGUACCUGCAGAAGGUGUGCCUCAGCUCGGUGAGGAGCGUCUGCACGCGGCCGUGGGCGUACGAGCGCGUGCAGGGCCACCAUCUGAACGAGUACCCGCGGCGCCGGCUGCGCGUCGGCUCCAGGCUGUCCUGCAUGCAGCUGUGCCUGCACGAGCUCGAGUUCCCCUGCCGGUCGGCCAGCUACAGCGCCGCUUCGGGCGAGUGCACCCUCAGCGAAGUGGACCGCUUCACCAUCCGACAGGGCGAGGCGCUGACUCCCGAUCCUCAGUACGAGUACUUCGAGUCCAACUGCGUCAACGACCCGGUCCGCAUGUGCGAGUUCGAGCCCAAGAAGGGCAAGAUCCUGAAGACGGUGGACGUCGUGUUCCAGGAGGUGGCCUCCAGGGAUGACUGCCAACGACUCUGCCUGGGCGCCAACUUCCGCUGCCACACGUUCGACUUCGGCGACACGGGCGAGCGGGUCUGCCGGCUCUCACACCACGGGGAGGCGUCGCUGGCGCACGUGCAGGAGCCCUACCUCAAGAUCCCCGAGGCCACCAGCUACGAGCGCCAGAGCUGCUACAACGUGACGCUGCAGUGUAACGGAGCGAACAUGGUGGCCACCAUCCAGACCAGCCGCAUCUUCAACGGCAAGAUAUACGCCAGAAACAGCCCCAACUCGUGCGUGCUGGACGUGGAGGGUCAGAUGGCGGUCAACUUCAGGAUGGGCUACCAGGACCUCAACUGUGAUGUACAUCAGGACACGCCGGGCGUGUUCACCUCGGACAUCAUCAUACAGCACCACGACCAAAUCGUGACCUCAUCCGACCUGGGCCUCUCGCUGCGCUGCCUCUACUCGCUGGGCAACCGGACGGUGGCGCACGCUGCGGGUCUCAACGUCAACGGCCAGCUGGGUACGACGGCGCACGAGUCGGCCGUGGUGCGCUCGCCCAACGUCAGCAUGAGCAUCACCGACCGACAGGGCAACGACAUUCUCACCGCCCAGGUGGGCGACUCGCUGGCGCUGCAGUUCCGCAUCCUCGAUUACGACUCUCCGUACGAGAUCCUGGUGCGCGAGCUGAUCGCGCAGGACGGCGUCGACUCGGCCGAGAUCCUGCUGAUCGACGAGCGCGGCUGUCCCACCGACCCGUCCAUCAUGGGCGCCGUCAGCCAGGUGGCCGGCUCCGGCCAGCUGCUCUCCGUGCCGUUCGACGCCUUCAAGUUCCCCAGCUCGGACCUGGUGCAGUUCAAGGCGCUGGUCACGCCGUGCCUGCCGCGCUGCCGGCCCGUCACGUGCGAGGUGCGCGACUUCCGCGGUGGCUACAGCCGGGUCGUCUCUCACGGCCGUCGCCGGCGCGCCGUCGCCAACGACAGCCGCAGCGACGUGCUCGUCGUGCGCAAGAUCCGCAUCGCCGAUACGUUCGAGUUCGGCGCGGCGGCGGUGUGCGUCAUCCUCGGCUGGCUGUACCUGCGGCGGCGCGGGGCCGCGCAGCGUAAGGUCGAGUACUACGUCAACUCGUCGGCCGUCGAGGGCGACGCGGCGCCGCGCUGA
Molecule: messenger RNA, 1821 nt
Organism: Pollicipes pollicipes
Lineage: Eukaryota; Metazoa; Arthropoda; Thecostraca; Pollicipedomorpha; Pollicipedidae
Exons: 8
Coding region: 1-1821 (606 amino acids)
Biological process (GO): anatomical structure morphogenesis
Source: RefSeq, a predicted model, not a curated record